UAGACUUCGACUAAGUAUUUCGGGUGCCCGAAAGAACGGAAGGCGCUCCUGCGAAACCCACGUGUCGUCGCCAAAUCAGGAAAUUAUCCCAAAGAGGCAAGUUGUUCACGAGGGUUGAGUUUCUGUAUCCCGUAGAGAUCAAGCGGUGAGUCAAUUGUGCCCAUAUCAAGAUGCUGAGAGUCUUUGACGCUGCCAAAUCUUGGUGUUGAGGCAGGGUUUAACUUGGCGGACUUAUGACAUCAUUGACCAGGCUCAGACGAUUGCCACUCUACUCAGCCAAAAGAUGAGUGACACGUACAAAAGAAAAGUAGCUGUUCCAAGGAAACCCUUGACAUUCUCAAACGCAUCCUAGAACCUUAAAAGAUAUGUUUCAAACCUGAUUUUACAUUUGUGGUCGCGUAUUAAAUACGGCCUCAUUUGGUUGAGGGUUUCACGACAUACCCGACUUUAUUAUACCCAAAAUGCGCCAAUCAACUUUUUAUCCAUUUUUAUGCCUCUGGGGGCUUGCUGAGAGCAUUGACCUCUCAUCAAAACGUGGACUUGCAUAUCAUGGAGAUGACCACAAAUCAGAUAAUGAGCUGCUGAUCUCGAAUAACUCUGAGAUCGCAUGGUACUACACUUGGUCGCUCUGGCCAAACGGCCAAAUCGGAAGUUCUUUACCUUUCGUGCCAUUAAUUCACGGCCUCGAUGAUGUAUCAGAUUCUGAGCUGGAGUCGCGACUAAAUGGCCUCCCUGAAUCAUCGACGCAUCUUCUUACGUUCAACGAGCCGGAUGGUGAAACAGACACUGGCGGAAGCGCAAUAUCUGCCAAAGAUGCAGCCCGCGCUUACAUGGAGCACAUCGUUCCACUAAGAAAAGCAAAGCGCAAGUGGUCAAUUAGCCAUCCCAGCGUCACUGGCUCACCACGCGGGCUGGAAUGGCUACGCGACUUUAACGAAUCCUGCUACGACAUUGACGACGAUGGCUGUCCGACAGAUUUCGUCGCUGUGCAUUGGUACGGCGACGCAGGUGGUCUUAAAAAUUGGCUCGGAAGUUUGCGCGAGUUUUACAAUGAGACGGCACCUGACGCACGGUUCUGGAUCACAGAAAUGGCUCUCCCACAACAGGAUGACGAUGCGACGUUGGCUAUGAUGAAUGAGAGUCUUCUGUAUCUUGACGAUAAUGAGGAUGUUCAGGCUUAUGCGUGGUUUGGCGCCUUCAGAAAGGAUGAUGCGAACGAGUGGACUGGGGACAAUGUGUCGCUGUUUGAUGAUGAUGGAGGUUUGACUAAGCUGGGUGCGGAGUAUUUGGGUGGGGAAGAGAAGGGUUUUGAGGAGGGAAUGUCGGCGGGAAGCUUACAAGCACCUUCGAUAGGUAUCAUGCUGGCCAUGAUUCUUAUCUCGCUAGCUUAUUUUGAUACCAUUUAUGAAUUUGCAUGGAGUAUGAUGACAGACAACCUAUGUUAA
Fusarium redolens is the source of this 1445-nucleotide messenger RNA. Its product is annotated as glycosyl hydrolase catalytic core-domain-containing protein. NCBI's taxonomy places the organism in Eukaryota, Fungi, Ascomycota, Sordariomycetes, Hypocreales, Nectriaceae. The record is from RefSeq and is a predicted model, not a curated record. Gene Ontology annotation, cellular component: fungal-type cell wall. Bases 462 to 1445 code for a protein of 327 amino acids. Gene Ontology annotation, biological process: fungal-type cell wall polysaccharide metabolic process. The transcript has 2 exons.